ACAACAACCGGUGAUACGCCUUCGUAUUUGCAAACGUCAAUGGUAGUCAGUAAACAGUUAUGAGAGCUAGGGUAUAAGUUUUCGAAGUAUUUUACAACAUAAUUUCAAGGAUUAGUUUACAACAAUAUUCUAUGAAACAAGUGUUACCCACUAAAAUGAGGUCAAAAUUCGCACACCUGCUGGCCCUCCUACUGUUUGCUGGUAUAAUAGCCUUCUCUCUAGCGGAAUCCUACGACUGCACCAUCGAGAAGGAUGGCGAAUUGGACGUAUGCGUAUUUCGCAAUGUAACCUACUUCAAGAACACGACACAUAUUGCCUUCUAUUCACCGAGUUCCUCAAAGCCGGAAAAUGUGGCCUUUCGGGAUAGCCGUAUGGUGGCCAUUCCACCGAAUUUCCUGACGUCGUUCGCCGAUGGCUUGAAGGUGUUGAAAGUUGAAAACUGCGGACUUGAAACGGUGACGAUCACCAAGAACAUGGUAGCUUUACAUGCCAAGGGCAAUAACAUCCAGAAGGUGCUGCUGUAUCGGAACCAUCAGUGCGAAAAUCUCAUGGAACUAGAUUUAAGUAGCAACGCACUGAACACCGUUGAUAAUGUUACAAGUUGCGUGAAGCUCGAGACACUCAACUUGAGUGAAAACGAAAAUAUUUGGGGUGGCAAUACCCUAGAUCUUACACUUUUUGCAAGAUUGACCCAAUUGCAAGAUCUCAAUUUGGCCGGAACAGGGGCAUUAUACAUAGAGAACGAUAGAAAUAUCGGUUUACCCUUGUUAAAAACGAUGGAUUUGUCCAAAAACUUUAUUCUGCCUGUCGAUUUUAGCAUUAAAGUCUUCUAUCCUUUUACGGCUUUGGAAAGUCUCAAGCUGAACGACAACGAUUUGGGUAGCAUCGACUAUGCCCAUCUGUUGCACAUUAAGUCGUUGAAGACUGUGUACUUGAACGGCAACAGUUUCCAAUGCAGGAAAAUAAAGGAAAUGCUUGACUAUCUAAAUGACCACAACAUUGCCACGCCAACUGACCGGCACAGUAACUGCCGACAAAAUGCCCGUGAGGUCGAAGAAAUGUGCUGUACCGGACCGAUGCCUACGAGACCGACUACGACCACGACAACAACAACAACAACUCCUUCGUCCCACUCAGUAUCCACGGAAUCUGGUAGUAAUACUGAUAAUAGCGGUGGUGAUGGCAAGGCCGACGAAAACACCGGUAGCAACAAUGGAGAUGGAACCUCUCACCACUACUGGAUCAUAGGAGCUGUAGUGGGAGUGAUAGUGGCCGCAGCAGUUGCAGGUGGAGCCUAUUGGUACAAACGACGCCAAAACAAUUAGGAUUGGCUAUAAGUAGGUGCAACGUCAAUCAUUACUAUGUAGCAAUAGAUGAUAUAUUUUCUACGUUUGAUAUUGUAACACGAAAGCUUCUAUGUGCCAUGACCAGCACACACCUUUGAGGUUACUAACUAUUUAUAAUAUGUAGUAAUACCCGAAAACAAAAAGAUCCAACAGUUUAAACAUGUUAUAAAAAUAAACGAUCGUUAUAUACCUCAUUUUGAAGUAGAAAACUUAAGUAUUUUCGGCAGUUUUGUUCUCUCGUCAUGGGGUUUGUUUAAUCUUGUUGAACUCAAAGAUGGCCUCAAAUCUUUCCCAAUCAAACUGAAUUAUACGACCAAGUUUCUGGAAAUUUAACCGACAAAAACCCCUCCUGACGAAGUGAACAAACCGCCAAUAAUAUCCAAAGUCGUCCUAUAUAGUAUGUAGAUAUCGGAGAAAUUGAAAAAGGUAUUUAAAACAACAUGUAAACGUAACUUUAAUAACUACGUCGGGCUUAGAUUACGACAUUUUUUUUUAAUUCUGAAAACAUUUAAACUUGUGUAUAACAUGUCGAAACCAAAGUUUUUGAAAACAACUGCAAUCAACUGAUAGAGAUUUUGAUUAAUUCAGCUUUACGUUUGUAUCAGUCUGAUCAGUUUCGCUGCAAACCCAUAUUUAGACAUUUUCUGAUAAUUUUCGCAUCUUUAACCAAAAUUUUGCACUGCCAUGAAGAAAAAAAUAAGAGGAUUCCCUAAACAGCGUAAAUAACUGCGUAAGCGAUGAUUUCAAGUUUAAUAAAAUGUUUCGUGAAAUUGCGAAUUAAAUAAUCAAAGAUUGUCUGGGCGAUGGCUAUGUUUACAUAGGAUAAUAUUUAAUCUGCGGUUUACGCUGUUUAGUGAAUCCCCCUAGUAUAUAUAAUGUUACUCCCAGCACACUCCCAUGAAGUCAGCGAUUACAGGAUGUGUAAAGUGGACUGUUUCGUAUGAUGAACUCAUUCCAUCAUAAAUGUACACGGCGGAUCGAUUAAGUGAGGCGUAUAGUUCUUAUCAAUUCACCCCAUUCUGCAGAGUGACUGGGUAACUGAGAUCAGCAUGACCAAACGAACGGGACGGAACUCUAACAAACACAACUCUCAUAUUUUUUAUUGUAUUAAAAGUUCACCGCGGAAGUGUGACGCUUGACCCCUUCAUUAACCCUUAAAGCUAUGUUCAUUUAGAAUCCGGAAUGACAAAAUCACGUAUAUCUUAGGGAUGGAAUAACAAACAUAAAAGGUGAAGCCCUCAAAACAAAGGUUAUUUAUUGUACUUUGAUGGAAAAAUAUCAUUGGAAUUAUUUAUUUUUAUUUUUCACACAUUUUCUCACUUUUUCAGUGUUAACCUCUCUAAAAAUCUGCACAACGGUGGUAAAUUUUAGCAACAACCCCUUUCGCACGUUUGUUCAACAAUCAGGUCAUCUAUGCAGUGUCCUAAGUGCCUUGACUAGUCUGACUAGGAUUCCGAAGAAAAAUUGCCAAACUUUUUUUUUUAUUGCGAAAUGAGGGGCAAUUCAGUGAAUUGAGAAAACGCGAAAUUUGAGUGUUUUUUUCGUUGAUAAACACUACCCAUCUGUGACGAUACCACUGAACGUCUCCGGCUGUCAUGGCAACUCAUCAAAAUAGGUAAAACCUCUACAUAUCCCUUGUGUGCGUUUUUGAAAAGCAACACGCGAUUCUUGAGACUGUCAUCCUUGUAUGAAUUGGUUCUCAUCAUCUUGUUGCGAAAAAACCAUGCCCAGAGUUCGAACUUCUUGCUAAAUCUUCAAAUUCAAAGCAGAUUUAUCAAUGAACCCAAGCUUUUUUCUUCCGAGGACACUUCCUUAUGCCAUGGUUAACAACAUCUGUGCACAUAACACAUAAUGGUUUUGACGAUAUUAACAUUUUUCGCGACUGUCGUACCUGACCACGCUAAAUUUUCAACGUGUUUGUGCAAGAUUUUUUUCCUCCUCUUGUCUGUAAUCUGAAAUAACUUUUCACUCGUUGCAAGAAAAUCGAUGAAAUUUUCACCAUUUAAAGAGGAUGAUCAGAGUGCUGCAAAAGAAUGAUGAUUAUGUUCAUUGAGAGCGCCACUAGAAAAUGUGACAUGAUUCCGGAUUCUAAGUGAACAUAGCUUUAUGUGGCCGACAGGAUACCCGGGUACCCAGCGCCCAUUUAAAAAGCACGGUGUAGAAAAAAGCAAAAAGUUUGUCGGACACAUAACGGUUAAACUGAUAUACCUUCUCUCGUUUACCACUACUGGUUCACUGAAACCGUCCUAUGUGAACUUGCUAAUCGUACUAAAUAUUGUUGAAAAUGUUCAUUAAAGACGAAUCUUUCAAAAUA
Messenger RNA from Aedes albopictus (Asian tiger mosquito), 3660 nucleotides. RefSeq lists its product as uncharacterized. The record is from RefSeq and is a predicted model, not a curated record. The coding region runs from base 132 to 1325 and encodes 397 amino acids. NCBI's taxonomy places the organism in Eukaryota, Metazoa, Arthropoda, Insecta, Diptera, Culicidae. Gene Ontology annotation, molecular function: protein binding. The transcript has 3 exons.